This is a messenger RNA of Styela clava, 1401 nucleotides long. RefSeq lists its product as uncharacterized. Lineage: Eukaryota; Metazoa; Chordata; Ascidiacea; Stolidobranchia; Styelidae. The record is from RefSeq and is a predicted model, not a curated record.
CGUUUGUGGGAUAUAACUAGUUAGCUUAUGCACUGUUACUACAUUAUACAAACAAAAUUGUUCUGCGCAAAUAUAUUGAGAAUAAUAUAAGAAUACCAUAUUUUCAUUCACUCAUAUUUAGUUAAACAACAUAAAGUUUCGCAGUACAAGAUAUCAAACGACAAAAUGAAGAUUCAGUUGUUUUACAUGGGCCUUCUUGUGGCUGGGAUUGCAGUUUUUGGAGAAGUUUGUUGGGCACCGAUGCUUUGUAAAGACCGGACAAUGCCAUCGUGGGUAAAACUAAAUGUCGGCGCUACAGGCAAUACCGUGGAUUACAAAUGUGCAGAAAGAGUCCAAGCGUUAGAAGGCACUGUCAGCACGAUGAAGAAUCAAAUCCAAGAACUGACGGAAGUAAUAACUGGCAAGAUGACGACUGACGCAACUACCAUAUCAUCAACAGACUCUACUACGCGAUCAAACGCUGCUACAAUGCUCCAUGAUAAUAAUGGAAUAGUAUCAACUUCCACUUCCAAUCCAAGUACUACUUCUGUCUUGGACAUUUUUAUGACGACCGAGAAAAGCCAAGACCAAACAACUGCACAAGGCUGUGUUUCUUAUCGAAAUAAAUGCUUCAAAACUCCACAAGAUUUACUCACGACCGAGAGCGUUGAUUUAAAUCAGGCUCGAACAAUGUGUACCGAUAUUGGAUGGAAACUUGCCAAUAUAUAUUCAACAGAACACUACGAAGCUAUAGCAGAAUAUCUUCGCAAUAAGUAUCCCAAAAUUAACCAGCCUACUGUGUGGCUUGGUAUGACCCUAGGACAGGAUUCACAACUUUAUCUAUCUAAUGGAACGGUUGGCCCUACCUUGAAAUGGUAUCCCGGUUUCCCGGGAGGCUCAGGGGGGAAGAUGAUUUCAAUGGAUGUACUGCACGUUAAAAACCACAAUUAUCAAGGCAUGGUAAAUCAACCCCCAGAAAACAAAAGAAAAGGGGCUCUUUGUGAAAAUUGAAUAUGAACUUACAAUUAAAAAAAGCUGAAUUCAAAAUAUUUGGGGAUGAAGUAUUGUCACGUAAUGGGUUACCGAAGAUUAAACACAUUUAAAUACAUUUCAGUACAAACGUACGUUUCGCUUGUUUGCAUAUUUUUAAUGACAAAAUUCGACAAUUUUUUUCACAAUAAACAACGUUCACUCAUUUACUCAAAACAACUUAAUUUUUAAACAUUUAAAUGAAGAUUUUAGAGGUCGUGGUACCCCACAUAAAUAAACCGUUUUAUUGACUUUUCUCUCCCAGAGAUGAAUUUGAAAAUUCUAUCUUAAUAAAUUUGUCCGAAAAGUUUUAGACUUUCUUUUAUAUAUUUCUGCUCUUCUUCAAUUUUUCCAUUGUACGAUUCUCCUGUUAUAUAUCUAUUUUAUGUUUUA